GCAACACCCGCAUCGGUCCGCAACAACAUCACCCAUAUGAUCCUUCUCGUACCUAUCUCAAUCAUCCCCCAUUUUGUGCGCCCCCAUCCCGGUCCCAAUCCCUUCACUUUUCACUUUUCAUUUUUCAUGCCGCUCUGCCACUGAGCGUCUGCGGCGCCGCCUUCACAAUGGAGCUGGUCGCCAGGAACACACAUCUACCGCAGAUGCUACCACGGCGAGACAAAGAAAGCAAGACGAAUCUCUGUCCUCGAAGAGCACAAUCACUUUAGAGGGAACCGUCGACGGAUCCACAGACACCAUUCUGGUACCCGCAAGGAAUCGAACAUUACCAACCUGAAAGCCAUCUGGAACCUCCUGUACACGACGCAACGACAUACACGUACCUAAUAUCUAAUCAUCAGACCGCAAUGUUCAGUCUCACAGCCGCAAACGCAAUCGCGCUCUAUCUCUUCAUCGUCUUCCAGGUCAUCUUCGCGCCCAGCAACGCUCUCCCGAAUCUGCAGCGUCGCGGACUCCCGGGCGCAGUCUACACCUGCACAGGCGAGAACUUCUCUGGCGACUGUGGCUGGUCUCUCCCAACUACCAAUUGCAGGAUAGCAACGGCCAAGUCGAUCGGCCCCGACCCGGGAGGCUACUGCACGCUGUACAAGAAGUUUGACUGCACCAUGUCCGUCCGCACGCUGCGCUUUCCAGGUGUUUCCACGGGCCUGCCAGACUACAUGUCUUUCAGAUGCGGUAUGGGCAUUGGAAUCUCGGGCACUGUUGGGCCGCAGGCAAACGCCAAUCCGGAUUUGAGUCUCAAGGCGUUGCCGGCUGAUAGGCUGGCGGGCGGAGUUGGGAGCACGGAGAGGAAGAAGCAUCUGCAGGAGCUGCAGGCUAUGGAAAAGGAUGGGUUCAAGGAGGGAAUGAUUGGGCUGAGGAAGGACAUGUAUUAUUAGAGCGCGUGGAGUUGGUCGAGAGUUUCAGUUCGUGUAUACCCGUAUCGAUAUCAACAUUU
This is a messenger RNA of Didymella exigua CBS 183.55, 997 nucleotides long. RefSeq lists its product as uncharacterized. The transcript is spliced from 2 exons. Lineage: Eukaryota; Fungi; Ascomycota; Dothideomycetes; Pleosporales; Didymellaceae. Bases 408 to 938 code for a protein of 176 amino acids. The record is from RefSeq and is a predicted model, not a curated record.